AUACACGGCUAUAGCCGUGAUUAUAUUAUUAUAAUAUUAAUAUUCUUCAAAGACCGAUAUUAUAGACCAACAUUUAUUUAAUCUAUGCAUGUACCUUUAGCCAUAAAAUUAUCGUAUGUUCAUUUUACAGUGUAUAACAAAUAUUAUUAUCACUGAUCACACCUCAAAUCUCGAUGCGCAAAUACAUGAAAAAAAGAUAGGUAUACCACAGGUAUCUGUAUAUGGGCGGCAAUGUAUUUCUUAAAGGGGGAUAGUUGUUCCACGGAAUAAAUGAAAUUCAUUUAUUCCGCGGUUGUUCUACCAUCAGACACAUUCACUGUUGUUUAAAUAUUGAUAACGUCAGUUGCUGACAUACCUGUUUUUUUGUGCGUUUAGGUAUCUUGAGUGUUAUCCUAAUUAAGUAUAAAGUAUUAACACUUUGUGCUCUGUAAAUACCGAAUUGUUAGUUGUGAUUGUGCGACUUUCAACAAAUUGUUACCGAGUAUAAAUUAUUAAUUAAUAUUCGGUUAUAUAUUAUACUUUUACAGCUGCGGUGUCGUGUGUUGUUACAAAUCAAUUAUUUACGCAAUCCAUUGUUUAUUAUAAAAUUAUCGGUUGGUUUUUACCUAAUUACUUUUCGUUAAUUUUUGUAUGUGAAUUCGUAUUGCUUUUUUCGUAAUAAUCGUAAUUAUCUUCUACUUUUUUUUGCUUUAAAUAAUAAUAUCUAUCCGUUCUAUGGAUAUAGUCAUGUGUUGUUGUUAAUUAUAAUGUAGUGAUCAUUGUUGGAGUUUCAUGAGAAAAUGUCAAUUGAAGACAACGAAUCUGUUGAUGAGUAUUUUACAAGUUUGAGAUCGGAUUUGAUGAACCGAGAAGAUAUAACCCGUAUGGAGAGACCUAGCAGAAUAUUUAGUAGUCGUCAUCAUUCAUAUCCAUUAUCUCCAAUGUAUUCAGAUAACAAUAAUAUGGAUCUCAGUGAUCAAUUACGAUAUCGAUCAAGAGAGUUGGCUAGAAAUUUAGGAAGUCCAUUACGUUCGACUCAACCGGAAGGAGGAAGCGAUUUACGUUACGUUGGAGACUAUGAAAGACGACCUAGGCCUUAUCCUUGGAGAUAUUCGGAUCGUUCUUAUAAUUCAUCUCCCACUAUUCCUAAUACGUCUAAUGGAGAUACUGGUAGGAAUCGAUCUCCUUAUGUAAGAUUUACAAUUACCGAUCCUGACACUCAACGUGUGACAGCUGCUGGGCAAAUUCCAUUGAAUGAUCCUUCAAAUACUCAUACUGCCAGAUCCGAAACUCCCCCAGAAGGCAGUUUAGAACUUGAAAACAUGCUGCAUGCAUAUUCCAACAACUUUUUAGCUAACCAGUCUGUUUUAAAUAGUUUUAACAAUCCUAUGGCAUCAAGAAAUCCUGCAUCGGGUAGACGAUCCAGACGAUUAAUGGAUCAUCCAUAUUUCAUGAGACAUCAUGUAGAUACCCCUAUUAGGCCACCUAAUAGGCGUGUUCGAUUUUCUUCGACAAACCAAAACUAUAGUGAUCAUUCUUUCGAUGAUAGAACUCCUGAACAAGAACUUCCUGCAGAACAAGAAGAACAAAUAGAACUCGAAAAUAUUUCAUAUGAUGUUAUGAACCAUAGUCAAGGAAGCGUGUCCAGUUUGUCAUCGAUUUCAAUGCCAGAUGUAGAUUCUAGCGACGAGAGAAGAUUACAGGAUUUCACAGUAUCGGAAAAUAAUGAAUCUUCUAACGGAGAUUUAGAAAACAGGAGAUCCAAUAUGUUGAUAACAAUACAAAGUCUUGAUCCCGGUAAUAAUGAACCUAUUAGUCCGUUCAGUGUUCAAAGUGAAAAUUCGCCACCGGUCACCCUUUCUCCACCGCUAUUGACUAUAAGCAAUAACAUGAAUUCUAGAUCGUUAUCUUAUACUGAUAAUGAUGAAGAAGACGACCAUGCAUCGAUUUCUAUGGAACUCGAACCUGCUCACAAUAGUAAUAUUGCAUUGAACCGGUUUGUGGUCGAUGAUUUAAAUGAUACUGAUGGUUCUCAAGAUGGUAUUGAAGAAAAUUUAAGUCCACAGAAUAGACCGGCUACUGCUGAACAAAUAAAUAACGAAUGUGAAGUGACUGAAGAAUCAGUUUCCCAUGCUCAAGUUGAAGAACACCCUGGAACUUAUAAAGAACUUAAUGAACAGUUGGUUCGCUUAUUUGAAUGUCCUGUAUGUUUUGAACAUAUAAUACCGCCAAUAUACCAAUGUUGCAUGGGUCACAUAAUUUGCCAAACGUGUAAACAAAAGUGUGAAAUUUGUCCGACGUGCCGAAAUUCUUUCAAUUCAGAGCGCAACUUGUACAUGGAAAAAGUCGGUUACUUAUUGAAGUAUCCGUGUAAAAACUCACUCACUGGUUGCACCGAACAAAUGUUCAUGGAACAAAAAGAACGUCAUGAACAAGAAUGUGGCUAUCAACAUUAUCCCUGUUUUCUCUCCAAUUGUUCUUGGAAAGGUUACUACGCCGAAUUCCACGUUCAUAUGACACAAAAUCACAGUUCAAUCAUACUGUCUGGCGAAGAACAGACUCUGGACAUUAUUGUACAAGGUAAUAAUAGUCAAACAAACAAGUGGUUUUUGUGUGCACACGGUGAACAUUUUGUAAUUAUUGUAAACAUGUCUGGACCGCCAAAUCAAAUAAAAGCCCAUGUGAACUACAUUGGCCAUGCGUCAAAAGCAAAAAUGUUCAAUUUUUCAAUAACAUUAAGCAAAAACCAAAACGAUAAUAUGUCACAAAAAUUAACAUACACCAGACCGACGCUACCAUAUUCCGAAAUACGAAUCUCCAAUAGCCACAAUCGCCAAAAUGAUAUAUUCUGUUUACCCGGUGAAGUAAUAGAACCAUAUGUGAAUAAGAGAAGUAAUCGCCUUCCUAUUAUUUUGAAAAUUGAAUCAAUGUGAUUUAUAAGUAUUUUAUAUUAAAACGCAUAAUGUUUAAGAUUCGUUAUGCUUGUCUAUAUAAUUUUAUAAUGUGCAGGGGAAAAUUUUAGAAUGUCAAGGGGUAAAAUGAUGAUAACAAUUUUUAUACAAAACUAUGAUAACUACAAUUUAAACCUAAUAGCAUAGAUUACUAUAUCCCCAUUUCCUUUUAACAUAGAUAUUUAGUGUGUAUUAUUAUUCUAAAUGUUAUGAUUGAGUACUUAUAAAUGAUUUAUU
Molecule: messenger RNA, 3167 nt
Organism: Adelges cooleyi (spruce gall adelgid)
Lineage: Eukaryota; Metazoa; Arthropoda; Insecta; Hemiptera; Adelgidae
Exons: 13
Coding region: 780-2912 (710 amino acids)
Biological process (GO): multicellular organism development; proteasome-mediated ubiquitin-dependent protein catabolic process
Cellular component (GO): cytoplasm
Molecular function (GO): ubiquitin conjugating enzyme binding; zinc ion binding; ubiquitin protein ligase activity
Source: RefSeq, a predicted model, not a curated record